This is a messenger RNA of Halichondria panicea, 1155 nucleotides long. RefSeq names its product ATP-dependent DNA helicase RecQ-like. Gene Ontology annotation, cellular component: chromosome; cytoplasm; nucleus. NCBI's taxonomy places the organism in Eukaryota, Metazoa, Porifera, Demospongiae, Suberitida, Halichondriidae. The transcript is spliced from 3 exons. The record is from RefSeq and is a predicted model, not a curated record. The coding region runs from base 2 to 1120 and encodes 372 amino acids. Gene Ontology annotation, molecular function: four-way junction helicase activity; nucleic acid binding; 3'-5' DNA helicase activity. Gene Ontology annotation, biological process: double-strand break repair via homologous recombination.
GAUGGGAAAUGAUGUGUUUAUCAGCCUCCCCACUGGCAGUGGAAAGUCAUUGUGUUACUGGAUUUUGCCUAAAGCUUUUGACAACUUGUACAAUACAAGUGGAUCUCUGGUGAUAGUUAUAAGCCCAUUGAUUUCUCUCAUGAAGGAUCAAGUUGAAGCCAUAAGGACCAGAGGAAUCACAGCAGUUUAUUCAGAAAGUCUUUUGUGCAAUCUCGAAUGGAGAGAUAUGCUUCAGUCUCCUGUGUUUGCGGACAAACUGGUUGCAUUCGUCAUUGACGAAGCGCAUUGUGUGAAAAAAUGGGGAACUGAAUUCAGGAGGGAGUUCUCAAAUUUAGUAGAAGUUAGAAGUUUAAUACCAGCAAGCGUACACAUAAUGGCAUUGACUGCGACAGCUACUUUAAGUAGUCGAACGGCCAUUUGUCAAAUUCUAUCAAUGGUUAACCCAACCGUGGUGUCUGUGUCUCCAAACAAGCCUAAUAUCAAGUACCAUGUGAACAGAAAAGAAGGUGAUAUAGAAGAAACAUUUGCACCAAUUGUGGAAGAAGUGAGAAGUUGUCGCCUAUCAAUGGAUAGAGUGAUAAUAUUUUGUCGGUCUUACGAUGAUGUGGCACAUAUUUAUCUGUUUUUAAAGAACGGAAUUGGAUGUGAAAAUGUUGAACCAAUUGGAGCCCCAGACCUAGCAAAGUUCAGACUUGUAGAUAUGUUCACUGCCUGCACAGUACCGAAUGUCAAAGAAUGUAUUAUCAAGUCUUUUACUAACGUUACUAGCCCUCUUAAGAUUGUUGUAGCAACUGUAGCAUUUGGUAUGGGACUGGAUUGCUCCAAUAUUCGAAGAAUUAUACACUGGGGACCUCCAAACGACAUUGAAUCUUACAUUCAGGAAACUGGGAGAGCUGGCAGAGAUGGUAAAAAAGCAACUGCUACUUUAUAUUAUAAUGGAAAUGAUUUUAAAUUUGACCGUGUUGAUGUAAGUAUGAAGGAAUAUUGUAAGAACAUAGACACUUGUCGCAGAACACUAUUGUUGAGGGAUUUUGAUCAGACAGGAAAACUUAGUAUCGGAAACUGUAAAUGCUGUGAUAUUUGUACAUCUGUGUGUAAAUGUAUAUUAUGUUCACAAUAGCUCGCAACCGUUAUUUAUAAAUUGAAGAUGAUAAU